GAUGGAGCUCUAUUGUUUUCAAGCUGAAAUAAAUAGUACAGGGUUUCCAUUAGCUUAUCUACUUUUAGAAAAUAAUGGUAACUGUGACGAGGGAAUAUGUACUGCACAUAUUAAAAGAGCAGUAAUGACAAGAUUACAAAGUAAUAAAGAAACUAGAGAUGCUACCUUUAAUCUAUUGUCUGAAUUUGGUACCCAAUUUCUAUUCGAUGGUAUCGAACAAUCAUCUAAAUUCUGUCCCAAAAAAUAUCAUGAAGAAAUUUGGAAGAUGAUGGAAAAAUAUCUUCACCAACAUCUAUUAAUCCCUUCGUGUGAUGGUCAAUUUAUGACUGGAACAUUAAUACGAGAUAUUGCCAUUCAAGAGACAUAUCAUUUUUGCAAAGAAAGAGGAUUAAUUUCUCUUUGGCGCUAUCUGUGGUGUGAAUGGUAUGGAGACCAAUGGUGGCUAUUAUGGGCGAGAUCAAACUGUGAAAAUAAAAUAUUAAUAUUAAAAACUACUAUGAUUGUGGAGGGGCAUUGGAAAUGGAUAUGUGGAUGUCCCUAUUAUCUUACUAGUCGUUUUGGUAUUUGCAAGCAUUUGGUUCAGCAAAAAGGUGCAGUUACUAGUGAUUUUUUUGAUCGUAUUAAAAGAAAUCACCAGCUUCCAUUUUUAACAGAAUACGACUAG
Molecule: messenger RNA, 664 nt
Organism: Scutellospora calospora
Lineage: Eukaryota; Fungi; Glomeromycota; Glomeromycetes; Diversisporales; Gigasporaceae
Source: the annotation of a GenBank genome assembly